CAACAGCGCAGGCGGGAGCGAUGUGAUGCGCUGUGGGAGGAGGGGCCAGUGCCGCCAGCUCCGUGGGAAGGGGGGCAGCGCGAUACGGUGGGGGUGGCGAGGCGGUAACGGCCGCUCCGCCAAGGGAGAGGGAGAGGAGGAGGAGGAGGAGGAGGCGGUGUGCGGGCAGCGGGCCGUGCAGCCCGGCCUUUCUCCCAUGUCCCGGGGAGCCGCGGGGCGGAGCGGGCGGGGCAGCCUGUCGCUGUGAGGGAAGGUGUUGCAUGCCGCCGGGGAGCGGAGGGGGACGAUGCGCGAGUAUAAGGUGGUGGUGCUGGGCAGCGGCGGGGUGGGCAAGUCGGCCCUGACCGUGCAGUUCGUCACCGGCACCUUCAUCGAGAAGUACGACCCGACCAUCGAGGACUUCUACCGCAAGGAGAUCGAGGUGGACUCGUCCCCCUCCGUGCUGGAGAUUCUGGACACGGCCGGCACCGAGCAGUUCGCCUCCAUGAGGGACCUGUACAUCAAGAACGGACAGGGCUUCAUCCUGGUCUACAGCAUGGUCAACCAGCAGAGCUUCCAGGACAUCAAACCCAUGAGGGACCAGAUCAUCCGCGUCAAAAGAUAUGAAAAGGUUCCUGUGAUUUUGGUUGGUAACAAAGUUGAUUUGGAAAGUGAGAGAGAGGUAUCAUCCAAUGAGGGUCGAGCCUUAGCAGAAGAUUGGGGAUGUCCUUUCAUGGAAACCUCUGCUAAGAGUAAAACAAUGGUGGAUGAGCUCUUUGCAGAAAUUGUGAGACAAAUGAACUACGCAGCCCAGCCAGAUAAGGAUGACCCUUGCUGCUCUGCGUGCAAUAUACAAUAGCGUUCGUUUGAUUAAAUGAAAAACAAAAUCUAGUUAUACAUGACUAUUUUCACAGCAAUGGAUAUAAAGACAACUUUUAUUUUUUUUUCCUUUUUAACAUGGUUCAUCCAAAGAAAAGCAUUGACAGAGCCAUCCACUGUCCAAGUGCUGAUUAUCACAGCUAACCGAAAUUAACAUAUUUUAUCCUUGUCAUCUGUGAAAUUAUACAAACUUUCAAGCCUAUGACCAGAAAUGUGAAUCAUAGCAGUUGCCAAUGUCCUCAUCCUCAAUUUCCCAUACAUAAGAAGUACAAUUAGUGCAACAUGAAAUACAACAUAACUUAGGAAUCCUCAAAAUACAUAGACUAAAUAUAUAUAUAUAUAUAUAUAUUUAGUCUUUCAGUUUAUCGUACCUAUGUAGAUAUAUAUUUCCCACACACAGCUUUAUUGUAUCUGACAAAAAGACAUGAAUUCUGCGCCUUUUUAUUUUGGUUUUAAGGUGGAUGAAUAGUGUGUAUGUGCAGAAACUUGUAUCUCUUCUUUCACAAUACUCCAAUCUAACAAGAAAUAAAUGUCUAGCACAUGAACGUUAAGUACACAAUAUAACACUUUUCAAAUGAAGCCAGAAGCAUUUUUAAUACACACACAGGCUGAUUUGUUUGGAAAAGAGCAAUGUUGCAUCCUAGUGCUCUUUGUGUUAGGGCUCAGAGAGAGCAGAUAUUCAUUUUUAUGUAAUGUUUACUAAAAAAUUAAGGACAUCUAUACUUCUGAAACUCCAUUAUACCAAUGUUUUGGCUUUGUUUUGUUUAGCUUAAUGGUUUGUCUAAAAUGCUUAUUAAACAUGAGGAAAUGUUGACCA
Molecule: messenger RNA, 1675 nt
Organism: Pelobates fuscus (common spadefoot toad)
Lineage: Eukaryota; Metazoa; Chordata; Amphibia; Anura; Pelobatidae
Gene: RAP2A
Product: RAP2A, member of RAS oncogene family
Exons: 2
Coding region: 287-838 (183 amino acids)
Biological process (GO): Rap protein signal transduction; negative regulation of cell migration
Cellular component (GO): plasma membrane
Molecular function (GO): GTP binding; GDP binding; GTPase activity
Source: RefSeq, a predicted model, not a curated record